AUGAACAACAUAGGUAGGAAAGGCAUUCUGAGAGUCCACAAUAAAAUGGGAGACCGUUUCUGGAACCAGGGACCUGCAGUCUUCCAAAAACCAAAGAAGAGGGUAAGGUUCCUAGAUCAGGAAACAGGAAAAGACCUGGUUUUUACAAUGGUCCAGAUUCAAGAGGUGAACCUGCAAAAGCUUAUGGGCCAUGAAGAGAGAGCAAUCUGUUUGGAGGAGGAGAAGAUGGCCCUGCUCAAUGAGGUCAAUGAGCUAAGAUAUCAGCUUCAAACUCAAAAAGCAGAGAGCAUCCUCAGGAUUGAAGACCUACAGGUCGCGAUCUGCACAGAAGUCGCUGCAAAUAUGGAAGCUGUGACAAGAGCUGCAGAGCUAGAGAAAACUCUGGCAGAAGAAAAAACAAAGAGGAUGGAUGCAGAGACACGCCUACUGGAGCAGACAAGAGAGACCUCCACCCUAAAAAAUGCACUUGCCCAGGAAAGAAUUGACCUGGAGGUCCAGAGGAGACAGUGGGAGGAGGACAAAGCCUGUCUGUUGGAGGAACACAAACAGAUCACAUCCACAAUGAAGGAAACUUUGAUCCAGACACAGAAGACGCUGGAAAAAGAGAGACUCCAGUGGCAGCAAGAAAAGUCCAGUCUGGUCCAGACCAUUGAAUCCCUCAAGGAGAUCCAGAGACAGUGGGAGGAGGACAAAGCCUGUCUGUUGGAGGAACACAAACAGGUCACAUCCACAAUGAAGGAAACUUUGAUCCAGACACAGAAGACGCUGGAAAAAGAGAGACUUCAGUGGCAGCAAGAAAAGUCCAGUCUGGUCCAGACCCUUGAAUCCCUCAAUAAGACCCUGAAGGAGAAGCAAUCUGUAGAAGAGUCUAAUGAUAGAUUACAAGAGAGACUACUGGAACUGGAGGCCGAGAUGGAGGAAUGCCUGAAGAAAACAAAAAGGAGGUCUAUGAGGAAGAGGUUCAUCCAGUUCUUUCAAAGAAACAGAGUAACUGAUUCUUCCAUAGACUACUGA
This is a messenger RNA of Xyrichtys novacula (pearly razorfish), 1014 nucleotides long. NCBI's taxonomy places the organism in Eukaryota, Metazoa, Chordata, Actinopteri, Labriformes, Labridae. The record is from the annotation of a GenBank genome assembly.